Caenorhabditis briggsae is the source of this 1842-nucleotide messenger RNA. The record is from RefSeq and is a predicted model, not a curated record. Bases 1 to 1842 code for a protein of 613 amino acids. The transcript is spliced from 4 exons. NCBI's taxonomy places the organism in Eukaryota, Metazoa, Nematoda, Chromadorea, Rhabditida, Rhabditidae.
AUGCUGCCACGGGAAGAGCUGGAAGACCUAGCAGAAUGGCUCAAGAGCAUUGGUCACUACGAUGGACCGCCGGAUAGGCUCAUCACCGAUUUCUCGUUUUUGAAGACGUCGUCAGAGGAAGCAGAGACAUCGCCUCACUACCCACCGCUCUACACACACUUCGAUCAGAUUCUCGACGAUCAAUUUCGGAAUCCAAAGCUGAAUUUCGAGUACAUUAUGUAUCGAAACCAGUCGAAGGCAGCUGGCGAAUGGUGGAUGGCUCGUCAGCGAGCGAUGGAGAAGCUGAAGAAGGAGGAGGCGAAGCGACUGGCAAACGAUAUAAAAGCCAACGCGUUCUGGGAGGAGUUGGAACGAAGUCAACACCCCGACCGGGACGUGGAAGCUGACCAGACGACCCAGAUGGAUAAAGACUAUGAUCCAGAAGAGGAUAAGCCAAUGAAGAAGAAGAAGGUUCCAGUUAAAAAGAAGACCGAGCCAGUGAAGAAGGAAUCUACAAAACGAGGAAAACCAGGAAGACCCGGACCAUCGUCUAAACCAAGAGAAGAGCUUCCAGGACCAUCUACCCAGGAUGUCAAGGAAGAGAUUUCAAAGCUUUCAAAAAGAGGAAGACCGGGACCAUCCAAAGAGCUUCCAGAACCUUCCAAAAAACCCAAACUCGAAAUCGAAGAGCCCAAGGAGAACGUCGAGCUACAACAAACGCCGAAAUCAAACAAGAUUCGAAAAAUCUACAAAUGUCCGGAAUGUCACAAGACCAGUGGUCAGGGAACAUGCAUUUGCAAUGGAUGUCACGAAUGGGUGCACUUGAAAUGCGCCAAGAACUUAAAAAUGGAAUCUGGCAUCGAAUGGGUCGCUGACAUAAUCCAACCAUCCGCAGAUCAGAUUGCCGAAGCAGCCAGUGAAGAUUUUGAGACUCAAAAGUGGUUGGAGAGUAUCGGAGGGUCUAUGGAUCCUCCUCCCAACGUCAUCACCAAUUUUAGUUUCCUGGAGAGCCCGAAGAAGGAGGAAGGCGUCUCUCAUGAAGCGGACGAAGGAUAUGGGUCGGUGGAGCCAGAAGAUUUUAACCAGACAAGCCAAGAAGUAGAAGUAGAAUCCAUGCCUACAUUCUUCGACCAAAUCUAUCGAGACAUCCAGAACAACCCUGACAUGGAUAUUGAUUAUUUGAUAACUAGAAACUACUCAAAAGCGGCUGGGACCCUAUUCCUCGCUCGCCAACAAGCCAUCGCCAACUGGGACAGAUGUCUUCAUGUCAAGAGUCGGGAGAUCAGAAGUCUACGUGUCUGGGAUCUUCCGGUGACUGGCAAACGGGAGAGAGUCAAGUCAGCGAGGCAGUUGGAAACGGAGGAGUCGGAGGCGAGGUGGCAGGCGGCGAAGAAGGUCAAGGUGGAAAAGGUUCGCCAAAAUGCUUCUGUUGCCGUUCAGAGAAUCCGAUUUGGAGAACAAGGACUGCCAGUCAAGAAAGUUUCAGCUAGACGACGAAUUCCGAAGAAUCCAGUCGCCAAAACCCAGCCAGAAACCACUUGCCUUGCUUCAAAGAAAUCAGCUGCCCUUGCCUGCCGAUCUCCUGCCCAAUCAGCUACGAUCGUUCCACGUGAUCCCGUCACUACUGUAUCAAUCUCAAACCCAAUGCCUCCACUUUCCCUUGCAUGCCCAUCUUCUGUCCGCCAACAACCUAAAAAGAAGCCAUCCAAACAUCAAUGCCCUGUCUGUCAAAAGCCCGCUCGUUCCGGAACGUGCCAAUGCUUCGGAUGCUCCGGAUGGGUGCAUUUUAAGUGUGCCGCUGGAGCGCACUUGAACUAUUCCAGUGAUUUUCGAUGUGCCACGUGUCUUGCAAAUGAUGUGUAA